This is a messenger RNA of Aspergillus puulaauensis, 1536 nucleotides long. Its product is annotated as cytochrome P450. The transcript is spliced from 3 exons. Gene Ontology annotation, molecular function: monooxygenase activity; oxidoreductase activity, acting on paired donors, with incorporation or reduction of molecular oxygen; heme binding. Bases 1 to 1536 code for a protein of 511 amino acids. NCBI's taxonomy places the organism in Eukaryota, Fungi, Ascomycota, Eurotiomycetes, Eurotiales, Aspergillaceae. The record is from RefSeq and is a predicted model, not a curated record.
AUGAUCGCCUACUUACUCUCCUCUAGUCUGUGGACGACUACUCUGCUCGCCUUUGUCGCCUACCGUCUUGUCCUGAUCAUCUACAACAUUUACUUCCAUCCACUGUCCAAGGUCCCAGGCCCUAGUGCAUGGGCUGCAUCCCGACUUCCAUUUAUCUAUUCACUAGUGAGUGGGACUAGUAUUCACGACUUCCGAAGUCUUCAUGAGCGCUACGGCCCCAUCAUUCGUGUCGCUCCAAAUGAAGUUACAUUUGCCCACCCCGAUGCCUACACAGACAUUUUCCAGCCUCGCUCUGACCACGGUCAGCGGCAGCUCCUUAAAGAUCCACUGUGGUGGGCGCGCCAACCUGGUCAUCCGGACUCGUUGCUUAGCGUGAUUAGCCCCGAAAAACACGCGGAUAUGCGGCGCAUCCUCAGCCCAGGCUUCACUGCACGCGCCCUCCGCCAACAGGAGCCAUUCAUUCAAAAAUAUGUCAAUCUGCUCGUGUCGCAGCUGCAGGACGUCGUCGGAAAGAGUAAGAGCACGCAAGUGAACAUGACGCCAUGGUUUAACUACACCACCUUUGAUAUUUUCGGGGAUCUCGGCUUUGGCGAGUCCUUUGACUGUCUUCAACAUUCAAGAUACCAUGCAUGGAUUGCCUUGGUGUUUGGCAGUGUCAAAGCAGCUGGGUUUGUUAUAUCCACACGAUAUUACCCGCCCGUCGCAUUCAUUCUGCAAAAGUGCAUUCCACCUUCGAUGAGAAAAACACAGCAAGAUCACUAUCAGCAGGUUGUGGAUAAGGUACAGCGACGACUGAGUUGGGAGCUGCAGCGCCCUGAUUUGAUGUCUUAUGUUAUUGAAGAAGGGGGCAGUCUUAAACUUGAUGCUGGUGAGCUGUACGCGACGUUUAUGAUCCUAACCACAGCUGGCAGUGAAACAACGGCGACAGCCUUGACCGGAACGUUUAACUAUCUGGUGAAUCACAGCCCCAAAAGUCUCCACCAGCUGGAGAAUGAGAUUAGAAGUGCCUUUUCAAGUACGGACGAGAUUACAAUCGAAGCAGUGCGCAAGCUUCCCUUUCUCAACGCAGUCAUCAAUGAGGGCCUCCGACUAUGUCCACCAGUCCCAUGGAUUCUUCCCCGCCUCGUCCCGGAAGGAGGCAGCAUGAUAUGUGGAACAUGGCUUCCAGGCGGGACACCUGUCUCGAUCCAGGCAUAUACUCUGAACCGCGACCCAACACUCUUCCACAAGCCCAAUACCUUCCUCCCAGAACGAUGGCUGGAGUCUUCAACGUCAGACUCCGCCUCUUGCUUUUUCGGCGAUCAGCGCCAGGUGGUCCAACCGUUCACCAUCGGGCCCCGUGCAUGUCUUGGACAGAACCUCGCAUGGGCUGAAAUGCGACUAAUACUUGCCAAGCUAGUCUGGAUGUUUGACUUUACGGCAAUCGAGGGCCAUUGUGUCAGCUGGGAGGACCUGCGCAUGUAUUUGUUGAUUGAAAGGAAGCCGAUCAAUGUCGGCAUCAGCUUACGGAAGGGAGUACAGCAGGGGUUCGAGUAA